AAUUUGUCUCUGACAGCUCUAUCCUUUUCCAUUUGUGUAAGGGAGAAAAGCCUCUCCUCCUCCUCUUCCAAUUAUCCUAAAAUCAGGUACAAUCAAAAUCCCGGUUCUUUAAAUUUCCCGAUCAAGAUCAUGUUUCAGCUGUGUUAAUUCUGCUAAUUGUUGAUCGGGAAAUCCCGGUUCUUUAAAUUUCCCGAUCAAUCAAAAUCGCUAAUUGUUGCAGAUCAUAGGGAAAUCAUUAAUUUCAAUGGAAGGAUCGGCAUUGCGGAGGGAGAAAGAGCGAGAACGAAGACGUAUAAGGGACAGAGAAAGAAGAUCGUCAAUGAGCAUUGAACAGAGAGAAAGGCAUCUCGCAAGACGUAGAAGAAACUACCAACUACGAAGAUUGAAAUAUCAAAAUGUGAAAACUACGAAUCCAAGCUUUUCGGGAACAAAUUCAUUUAAGGCAAUAUCUGAAACUUCCAUUGCAGAACUUGAUCUGCAACAAAAUGGGAUUAUGCUCGUAGGUUUCAAUCACGAACAAGAAUCCUUAAAUCCAGAUUCCAUAACGUCUUCCAGUUCCGAAACAUUGGACCCAAGAGCUGAAAUUCUUCAAGGGAGGGUACGUUUGAGUCAUAUUCGACGACUUGCACGUUCAAUUGGGAUUCACCAAAUGUUUUCACAGGUGGGUCUAGAAUCAACUUCCAAUUGUAAGUCUAAGGAUUCUAAUUUGGAGUAUGAUCUUAGUAGACCAUCAAAAUCGUUAAGGCAUGUCAAGCGCCUAGCGAGAAUGAUGAAUUCAUCUGUGAAACCAUCUGCUAAUGAAUCUUCACAACAUCAAACCAUCAUUGCGGGUAGUGCAAUCUUCUCUUUUCAAACUUAGGUAUGUACUGGAUGUACCUGUCUUGAUGGAUCAAAUUUCAGGAUAAAAAAGGGUGAUGGGUUUUGUUUGUAAGCAUUAGAUAAACAUGGAUUUUAUCUCAAAACCAAUUGGUAAGGAGAUGACUAAUCCAUGUGAGAUCUCUUCGUCAUUUGGGAUUCCUAACAACCUAUCAAAUUGUUGGUCUCCAUUGAUGCAACGUGAGUCAGAUGGGGAUUUUACUUUAUCUUGGAUUGAAUCCUUCUUACUGAAGGAAAGAAAAGGGUACAAAUGCCCAACAAUGGAAAGAAACAAAGGAUGGCAGAUCGGCUGGCUUGGCCUUUACAGGUGGGAGAGAAAUUCAAUCUUCCAGCGAAAGAACAGAGGAAGAGGAUGAUAUUGUAACUUGUAAGAUCAUAUAUGUUGCACUAUUUGUUGCGCAAUUUUAUUUGCAUGGAGAGUUGAAGACAUUAUGAGUGAAAAUUUGGGGGUAACAGGGAUGAGGUUGAUAUGCUUGAUUGAGCAGUCUAUGUUUUUCUUGAAGGAAUUAAAAUUCAAAAUUCUCUUCUUCUUUCCA
Molecule: messenger RNA, 1412 nt
Organism: Cucumis melo (muskmelon)
Lineage: Eukaryota; Viridiplantae; Streptophyta; Magnoliopsida; Cucurbitales; Cucurbitaceae
Exons: 2
Coding region: 245-859 (204 amino acids)
Source: RefSeq, a predicted model, not a curated record